This is a messenger RNA of Carlito syrichta (Philippine tarsier), 578 nucleotides long. It is a transcript of the gene LGALS1, whose product is annotated as galectin 1. The transcript has 5 exons. NCBI's taxonomy places the organism in Eukaryota, Metazoa, Chordata, Mammalia, Primates, Tarsiidae. Bases 90 to 497 code for a protein of 135 amino acids. Gene Ontology annotation, molecular function: laminin binding; carbohydrate binding. The record is from RefSeq and is a predicted model, not a curated record.
AAGGGUGGGAGCGGUCAGGGCCCAUCUCUCGGGUGGAGUCUUCAGACAGCUGGUGCGGCGGUCCCUGGAACAUCCUGCUGACCUCAGUCAUGGCUUGUGGUCUGGUCGCCAGCAACCUGAAUCUCAAACCCGGGGAGUGCCUCAGAGUGCGGGGCGAGGUGGCCCCCGACGCCAAGAGCUUUGUACUGAAUCUGGGCAAAGACAGCAACAACCUGUGCCUGCACUUCAACCCCCGCUUCGAGGCGCAUGGGGACGCCAACACCAUCGUGUGCAACAGCAAAGACGGCGGGGCCUGGGGCGCCGAGCAGCGGGAGGCCGCCUUCCCCUUCCAGCCGGGAAGUGUUGUGGAGGUGUGCAUCACCUUUGACCAGGCCAACCUGACCAUCACACUGCCAGACGGAUACUCGUUUAAGUUCCCCAACCGCCUCAACCUGGAGGCCAUUAACUAUAUGGCAGCUGACGGUGACUUCAAGAUCAAGUGCGUGGCCUUUGAGUGAAGCCAGCCAGCCCAUGACCCCCAAUAAAGGCAGCUGCCUCUACUCCAACUCAAAAAAAAAAGAAAGAAAGAAAACAAGGCC